Molecule: messenger RNA, 1459 nt
Organism: Jaminaea rosea
Lineage: Eukaryota; Fungi; Basidiomycota; Exobasidiomycetes; Microstromatales
Product: ribonuclease III
Exons: 2
Coding region: 106-1407 (433 amino acids)
Biological process (GO): regulation of gene expression; rRNA processing; primary miRNA processing
Cellular component (GO): nucleus
Molecular function (GO): ribonuclease III activity; double-stranded RNA binding
Source: RefSeq, a predicted model, not a curated record
CAUCACCAUUACCAUCACCUAUCAAUCAUGACGACCCGGGCGGCGACGAUGAUCACCUCACGCAGAGGUACAGUCAUACCAUUGUCGCGACUGUCGCUUUGUCGCAUGGCGUCAAGCUCCGCAGCAUCAUCAGCAUCAGCAUCUUCCUCGUCUUCCUUUGCCGCCGCCGCCGAGGCCAAUCGACCAGCAGCUGCGUUGCCUCCAAUCGCACGAAGCCACCCAGUCCUCUACGCCUCUCUCCUCUCUCCGCCAUCAUCGCAGCUUCAUGCCAUCGUCGCUCGAUUGGGCCUGCCGGCGAACGACGCGCAGGUGCUCAAGCAGCUCGCCAUUGCCCUGACUCACCCUUCGUGGACGGCUCAGCGCGAUGAAGCUCUGCGACGUCCAAAGGGAGAGCUCGGCUUCUCGCUGCACGCACGUCUUCAGGCCAGCAGAGAUCAACAAGAGGCCGGUCAGCCACAGACACAGGCCGAGCUGGCCACGUUGGGCAACUCGUUGCUGGGCAUCCUCGCCUCAGAAAACCUGCACCUCAGCUAUCCAAAUCUGCCCAAUCGCGUACUCAAGGCAGCACUCAGCGCCCUCGUGGGACCCCAGACACUGGCCGAUGUAGCUGCAGAGAUGGGAUUGGGAGCCAAGGGGGUGGUGAGGUGGGAUCGCGAGGCAAUGGUAGAGUCAAAGGUGGCUGGUGUCAGGCCAAGAAAGAUUCACAGUCGAGAAGUCCUUGCCAAUGCAAUGAGGGCAGUCGUGGCUAUCAUUUUCCAGGUCAAGGGCAUGGCUGCGGUACGAUCCUUUGUGUCGGCCCACCUCCUCAGCCGCAUCCCUCUUCCCCCGCCCAAUGCCCCGCCCGCGACGUCCCUUUCACCAAGCCCGGCAGCUUCGUCGUCCCUACUCGCCCCUCUGCUCAAGUUCUCCAACCCAAAGCGCUCCCUCUCGCUCCUUUGCGCAAAGCAUGGCCUGCCGACGCCCACGAGUAGACUCAUCGCCGAGACGGGCCGAUUGAGCAAUGCAGCCGUCUUUGGCGUGGGUGUAUACGUGGGGACGAGGCGUGUGGGAGAAGGAUGGGGCAGUCAGAUUCGUAUGGCCGAAUUCCGUGCAGCAGAAGACGCCAUGAGGAGGGUCAUGCUCGCCAACCCGGCCAAAGCAGCAGCGGCAGCAGCAUCAUCAGCAUCAUCUUCAGCAGAGGCGCAAGCGACAACGACGGGGCUUUCACGGGAGGAGCUGCCAAGCGCCACGUUGGAUCACAUCUUUGGUGGGUCAUUGGCGGCCGAGGGAGCAGCAGAAGAAGGCGUGGGGACAAGGGAUAUCUGGUCGAUUGGAGAAGACCGUAGGGCGACUACAUCGCUGACACCGAUCCAGUACAGACCGAGGCCGGUGGGAGAAAGCGAGGUCGUCUUUGGCAGCAAGGCGUAGCGGGCUGAGGCUGUCCAGCCACGAUGGCAAAUCAAUGUAUAUUGCAGCAAAU